UCUGAAAACAAAAUAACCAUAGUCUCUGCCUUGUGAACAUUCAAGGUUUGCUUGUCCUCUUGUACCCCAGAUGGAUUUUAAACUGGGGUAAGGCUGAUUACUAAUAGAAAUCGGGUGCCAAGACUGCCAGGCUCAUCCAACUGCCUGGCGACAUGUUUCCCUCAAGCUUUUGUCCCUGUUGGAUAUUUUCUCGCUUGGUUCAAGUGAAGUUUUGGCAAAGCUGUUGGUGUCAGACUGAGGUGUGAAGCUUCUCGGCAGUGAGACACUACAGACUUCAUUAGUGGCACAAAUGUGCCCGGUUGGAUUGACAAAUGUCAUCUAACUGCGUCAGAGGUGACUGAAAGGGAUGGAAUUAACCCCUGAUGGCUAAAUGGGCAUCGCUGUUCCCAGCAGAGAGAGAUUUAUUUUUCCAAGAAUAAACCUGUGACACGUUAUGUUGGAUUGUUUCAAGAGAUAUACAGUGUUGUGAAGAUUAAUGCCCAGCAGAGAACAGGACGACGCACACUGUCUGGUUACUCUAUUAGGGGUGUAACGCCGUAAGCAACAGUGAAGAUCACCACACCUCCCGAAAUCCCAAAGAUGUGUGAAAUUCAACAACCAAGUCCAAGAGAGUAGUACUGUAGUAACAAGGCCAAGAGAUGGUGUUUUGUUUUUCCGGCUGAUGCAAGAGAAGGAGACCUUCACCUGCAAGUUUCCCCUCAAUAAGUUAAUUGUGUAUUUUACCAUUUUGAACAGCAGUUUAGGGUAACAAAACUAUUCUGGAUAUAACGCAUUAGUGCAUUGACCUCUGCUUUGGGAUGAUGACUUUGAGGUCAUUGUUAGGGGAAGAGACAAUUUAAAGUGCUACAGAUUUCCUACACCAUGUCAUGGAAAAGAAAUUACUUUGCGUCUGGCAGCAGUGGGUUGCAAGGCAUCCUCACUCCACGGACCAUGACAUCAAUUGCCCCCAGCAAAGGACUUAUCAACGAGCCAGGGCAGAACAGCUGCUUCCUGAACAGUGCUUUACAGGUUCUCUGGCAUUUGGAUAUCUUCCGCAGAAGUUUCCGGCAACUUACCACACACAAGUGCAUGGAGGACUCCUGUAUCUUCUGCGCUCUGAAGAGCAUCUUCGCCCAGUUCCAGUUCAGCAGUGAAAAGGUUCUCCCGUCCGAUGCUCUCCGCUGCGCUCUCGCCAAAACCUUCCAGGACGAGCAACGAUUCCAGCUCGGCAUUAUGGACGAUGCGGCCGAGUGCUUUGAGAACAUCCUCAUGAGAAUCCACUUUCACAUCUCAGAUGAGACCAAGGAAGACAUCUGUACAGCCAAACACUGCAUCCCGCAUCAGAAGUUUGCCAUGACUCUCUUUGAGCAGUGUGUGUGCAGCAACUGUGGAGCCUCUUCAGACCCCUUGCCCUUCAUUCAGAUGGUCCACUACAUUUCCACCACCUCUCUGUGUAACCAGGCAGUGCGGAUGCUGGAAUGUCGGGAGAAGCCCACCCCUGACAUGUUCGGAGAACUGCUGAGAAACGCCAGCACCGUGGGAGAUCUGCGCAACUGCCCGGGAAACUGUGGAGAGAAGCUCCGUAUUCGACGUGUACUGAUGAAUUCCCCAGAGAUCAUCACCAUUGGCCUGGUGUGGGACUCGGAAAACUCUGACCUGGCUGAAGAUGUUAUUCACAGCCUGGGUACCGUCUUGCGGCUCGGAGAUCUGUUCUACAGAGUGACAGAGGAAAAGGCCAAACAGGCGGAGCUUUAUCUGGUGGGCGUGGUCUGUUACUAUGGCAAACACUACUCCACUUUCUUCUUCCAAACCAAAAUCCGCAAGUGGAUUUACUUUGACGACGCUCAUGUGAAAGAGAUCGGGCCUAAGUGGAAGGAUGUGGUGUCCCGUUGUAUUAAAGGGCACUACCAGCCACUGCUUCUGCUCUAUGCUGACCCCAGAGGGACGCCGGUGUCGGCUCAGGACCUGGCCUCACGCCUAGACCUACAUCACUACACUAAAGCAUACUACGACAGUGAGGAUUCAGGCCGUGAGCCGUCUAUUUCCAGCGACACACGGACAGACUCUUCUACAGACAGCUACAGCUAUAAACCUUCUCACUCUCACCACGAGUCUAUGGCAUCCCAUUUCUCCUCUGACUCCCAAGGAACAGUCAUCUGUAACCCUGACAACGACUCUGCCUCACACAGCAGCCUUGAAACCACAGGUCCAUCAACUGAAAAGGAUCUGGGGCAGCGCCACACCUUCCGAAGAGACGGGCUCUUGGACAGGAAGGGAGGGAUCUUGGACAGGAAGCGUAGUGCCAGCAGGCCACGGAAAUUCGAGGUCCGUGGCGAUUCAAGAAGUCGAUCUUCUAAGACCGACGAGGUGUUGUCUGCAGGCUACCACAGUGAAGGCGAGACUUUAAAAGAGAAGCAGGUUCCUCGUUCCCUACCUAAGCCCACUUCUAGUAGACUUCGAGAUUUUAAGGAGACCAUGAGCAACAUUAUCCAUAACCGGCCACUGUCUGCAUCGUCCGCUGGCUCUGUGUGCCUGCCUGACUCCACCGCCAAGGCCAGAGACUGGGAGGCAGACAGCACCAGCAGCGAGUCCAAAUCCAGCUCGUCUGGAGGACGCUACCGGCCGCCCUGGAAGCCUCGACGUGAGGCCCUGAACAUCGACAGCAUCUUCAGUAGGGAUAGACGCAAACAGUCUGGUUACAGUCCUCUGGGAGCUCUGCUGUCUGAAGACACCGGCCCUCAUGGGGAGUUGAGCACGACUGUGGAGCAGACCACCUUUCGAAGCUUGCCGGGACACCUCAGAAGAGGGUCAGAACAGCCCCCACGGCUCAUCCAGAGGAUGGAGAGCGGCUACGAGAGCAGUGAGAGAAACAGCAACAGCCCCGUCAGUCUCGACAUCUCUGUCAGUGAGGGAGCCAGUAAUGGCACACACAGCUUAAGGGUUGGAGGGUUGAAAAAGCCACCAGUUGAGGUGAACCCAUCAUUGAAGUCUGUCAUCAAAUCCAAGAGCAGCAGCGCCUUGUUACAAGAUGUCAAAGCGUCGGUCAAGGGCAGCAGUCACAUGAGUUUAGUGGACGAGGGCCGGAGCGAACUAGACGAGCUGCAGGAGGAAGUCGCUCGCAGGGCAAGGGAGCAAGAGACGCAGAGACGCAAGGAAAAGGAGAAAGAGGCGGCCAUGGGCUUCAAUCCCAGACCCAGCAAGUUCAUGGAUCUGGACGAGCUUCAGAGCCAAGGGAAAGGGGAAGGCUUUGAAAGGUGUGUGUUGGAGGCAGAGUCUCUGUUAGACCAGUCUCUCAGGCUGGAGCAGGCAGGAGAGGUGUCCGCCGCUCUGUCUGUAGUGAACGAAGCAAUGUCUAAACUCAGGCAUACCUUGCAUGAGAGCAGCGCUAAUGCUCAGGGCAGGAUGCAAAAGUGCAUGAGGAGGGCACGAGGUCUGCAGCAGCGCAUGCAGCAGCAGGAGCUGCAGCAGAAGCAACAGGAGGAAGAGAAGGAACAGAUACAGUCUCACAGUGACCAGCCUGUCCCGGUCCAAAUACUUCUGACAAAUGUUAAAGAGAAUGAGAAGGACGUUCCAGAAGAUGCAUUAAGACCACCGUCACCACUUCAAAUGAAACCUCAGUCUACAAAUAAACCAAUUCCUGAAGCCCCUGGCCAUCCUGUAUCACCCCAUCACACAGACCCACAUCUCAAAAAGCAGGGCGAUGAAGGUAGCCCCGUUCCUGUUGCUGUGACAGAUAAUCGACAGCACACGCGUGACACCAGAGACCCCACAACCGUCACAAACUCUCUUGUACAGACUUCUAGCAAACACACCUUGCCUGGGAAUGCUGUGAAUGGUUAUGAGGGUCAUUUUCAUCCCUCUGCUCUGCCCAACAACACGGCAUGUAGUCCAUCUCAUUCCGGCAAUCAGCGUCCACCUCUGUCACAAAGUGCCCACCUCUCGCCCACUGUCACUGAUAACAGCAACUCGGGAGAUGUGAAGCAAAACUCAGCACAGCAACUUCCUCAGAAUUUGCCAUCUCAUGCGCCCCACAGCCACGCUUCUGAUGCCCGUCAAAAAUCAAAUUCGCUUCAGGCCUCCCGGAGUUGGUCCUGUCGAAGUUUAGAACGACCCAAUCACCCUCCCGCUGCAGCAGACGCCUCGCUGCACUCUCCAGUAGACCUUCGCUCCCCCUGUCCUACAGCACUGGAGCAACGACCAGCUGCCCACAUGCCCGUGGAGCGCUGGGCUGAGAACGUUAAUCGAUACUACAAUUCGCAGAAUUCUGCGCUGUCGGGACGGGACUCACCCUGUGAGGAGCUGUCUGAGUUGGAUUCGCUCUAUCAGGCCAGCUUGAAGGCUCCCAGCAUGCCUCGAGUCCCACGAGGACACAGCCCUCAGCCUGCCAACAGAACAGGUUCUUCUGCUUCUCGGAGACACAGUGCUGGAACGUCUGCCACUCUCGGCCGCUCCAAAACGCCCACAGCAGAGAUUGAGAGAAGUGCCUACAGGACGCCAGCAUAUAGCAGUAAACCUGUUCAGAAGGAUGUCUAUGGUGCGCCAUUGGGCGAGGAAGAAUCAUACAGUGCUGAAAACCUGCGACGAAUUGCUCGCAGUCUCAGUGGGACUGUCAUUGGAGGACGAGCCGAAAGUGUCCCCCCGUCUCUCAGCUUUGAACCCCCUGUCUCAAGGAUGCCCAAGCAUGCGAACACCUGUCGUUCCAGCACCUCUCUGCAUGUUAUACCCCCUCCUUCCCACAAUCCUCCUAUGUUCUACCACGAGCCGCAACCCCAAUACCUUCACCCAAGCCACCGGCACCACCCCGCCCCCCCAUCACACUUGCAUCAGCAGACACUGAGGCCCUCUCGUGGCCAAUCAGGAGAUUGCCAAAAGACCAACAAAUUUCUGGCUGUGCUUGACGGGGGUGAGGCGUUCUCCCGUGAAAACUACCACAACGUGGCACUGAGCUACGGCACUCUUCCAAGGGCUCUCCGUAGGUCCACUUCAUCUGGGCCUCAUGUGCCCUCUGCUGGUCCAGCGCCCCGUAGCUACCCAGACCCAGUCUACGCCACGCUGUCCCGCUCUCACCGCGCCGCACAGCCAAGUAAGACAGCGGAUGCCAUUUACAGACAGCCCCACCAACAAUCCAGUCGUGCAUCCACCCAACAUGUUGCCUCACACCAUUUCAGCCAUCACCACCCUCAUGUGACCUUCGAGCCACCUGCCCAGCCCCUCCGCCUAGAUGUGCCCCCCGAGAGAGACUGGAGGGCUGCAGGCCACAGGACUCUCCCCAGGGACUCUCGUGCCAUCCCCAGGCCAGAAGCACGUGGAGGGGCGUCCCGUGGCCCUCUCGCUUAUCUCUGCUCCCUGUGCAAGCAGAAACCAGCAGAGCCCUCCACAAGCUAUUGCCAAACCUGCAGAGCCCACAUGAAGCACUACAGGAUGACCAGCUGAGUCAUGGAUAUACACACUGGAAUAUAUAACAGCCAAUGAUUUGACGUCCUUCUACGCACUCUUACUUUGAACCGACUCGGAAUUAUACGGUGUAAACCCCUGCCCCAAUUUCUUUGAUAUUGUGCUCCUUGGAGAAGAAGCAAACGAAUAUCAGCACUCCUCAGAGAAGACAUUAGAAAAGCAAGUCCGACAAGGUCUUGUUCGUUGCAUCGAGCAGAUGUUUCCCGAAGAACAGUGAGAGACGAAGAUUACAGUCUUGGAAAUGUCACAACACGAGUUUUGUGGAUGUAGAGAGGUCGCGUCUUUCGAAUUGUUCUCUGGAAAGAGAGCGUCGUCCCUGUGUUUUUACCUAGAAAGAAACGUUUCGACUGUUAAUACAUUCAGUUGCGCUCACAGGUUAAGUUCACGAAUGGCCUCGAUCUUAGCACAAAGCACCAGGGGCUGAAAAACAGAGCACUUUGAAGGUUGAUGUGUGGGUUGCUGAAAUGACUGCAAUUUAAACUGACGCGAACACACAAAGUGACGAGUCUGCCGAACAUUGCCUGCUGAUAUACAGUGUCUACUCCGUAUAUGCACAAGUUGUAUAAGAGUUGCUUUACGCUCCUUUGAAUUUGCAUUCCAAGCUAACCUAACUUAGUUCUGUGAUUGUAAUUUAACUAUGUUAACACAAGUUUAGUGCACUUCAGAAGUGUUACGUUAGAAGCGUUCCUCUGUUGUAACUUCUCCCAUUAUCAUGGGAAAACAAAUGUCGAGCUAUGUGUUACUACUUAUUUUAGAGGGCUGUAACGUAAAUGUGCAUUAGUAAUCAUGAGGUACACCAGAUUUCUCCAUUUGUACCGACAGUCAACUUUCCACAAACUCAUCGGCAUUUGUAUCGAUAUUUUUGUGUACAGUAUUGUUCUGCCUAACAGUAGCACCAACAGUUAAUUGUGAUCUUUUUUAAAUUUUGUAGUAGCUGCAGUUACAUUUUUUGAUUUCUAGAGUAUAUCUUACAUGUAUUGUGCAAAACUGUUUUAAGAAUAGAUGAGACGUUUGAGACGUAGAUGAUUCAAGGACCGAGUGUUCUGGAGUGCCUUGGUUUGUGGAAGGCAACAUAACUGGAUAUCAAUUUACAGCAUUUAUGAUAAUGCUAAUUAUAAUAGAGCUAAACAAAAUGAUUUCAUAUUUCCCCUUAAUGGAGAAUGAAUACAUUUGAUCUUUUAUCACUAUCAAAGUGUGGCCUGAAAUCUUUGUUUUUAUUAUGAAGCCCUACACAUACAGAGUGUAAAUGUGCCAUUUCUUGGAAAUGAAAGUGUACCUGCUUAUCUUAGAGUAUCGUAAGAGUAGACUAUAUUGAAACAGGGCCAAAUUUAGUAAAGCUUUUCAUGAUCACCGAUCGAGAGCAUGUCAAAUACCUCAACCAAUCACAUGCUCUCAAAUUUUUCUUUCACCGUGCAUGUACUAUGAUUUCAUAAAUCGGGACCUAACAGUGAAUCAGAGUGCCUCUGCAUUGAAUUCCCAUCGGGUGAUUUAUCGGGAGUUUCUUUGCUUGGCCGAUAUGCAGUGCAACACUGCCCAGGCAGAACACUGAUCUUUGACUGAAUUAUUUUUCCUCACUUUCUUUCUGAAUUCAAAUACAAAUAGAUUUGGCAAAAAGCAAGGCUGUAUUUAUAAGCGUGUACAGAUUCAGUCUUAAACCUUAAGUACAGACAGACUUGGAUUUGUUGUAAAUGCUGUGCUAGAAAUGAAACUUGUAUUUUUGCAAUAAAGUUAUAUUGAGCUCCUGUCAGGAGCAGAACGCUGUA
Molecule: messenger RNA, 7196 nt
Organism: Triplophysa dalaica
Lineage: Eukaryota; Metazoa; Chordata; Actinopteri; Cypriniformes; Nemacheilidae
Gene: usp54a
Product: ubiquitin specific peptidase 54a
Exons: 23
Coding region: 862-5412 (1516 amino acids)
Biological process (GO): protein deubiquitination
Molecular function (GO): cysteine-type deubiquitinase activity
Source: RefSeq, a predicted model, not a curated record